Molecule: messenger RNA, 1671 nt
Organism: Oldenlandia corymbosa var. corymbosa
Lineage: Eukaryota; Viridiplantae; Streptophyta; Magnoliopsida; Gentianales; Rubiaceae
Source: the annotation of a GenBank genome assembly
GUUUUCUGGCAAUGAACGCUGUCGAUUCAUCGGGGACUCAUCAAUGCAGGAUCGAUUCGCAGCAACCUUUAUUUAUUAGAUUUGUUUUUGUUUAGGAAACUUCCUGGAAUGUGACUAUGUGCUGAUGUCGCUUCCUAGAAACUUCCUCUUUUGUCGAGUAGCUAGUUCUUCCUGUUGUAAAAAAGAAUCUGUUCUCAUUAUCGGAGUUAUCAAGAAAUAUAUCAAAAUCCUUUUUCCUUAAAUUUCUAUCUCAAAAAACCUUGUCGAUUCUCCCUUUCUGCCCAUUCUAAUUCCAAUUCUCUGUUUCUGAAUUCUUUAUCUGGUGGAAACAUCCUUAACGGGUGAGACCCAAAAAAAACAAUCUAACUGAUAAACAACUUAAUUCUCGGGUAUAUGUAAUGUAAAAGUAGGCCCACAAACCUUAUCUUUACUCUGGCUUAAAUGGACUAUCAGCCCAAUAUAAAUAUUUUUUUUUCCUCCUUACAGGCCCGUUACCAUUUUUCUGCCCUUUCACGGCUUCUUCCCCGCCGCAUACUAGAACGACCCGACCUCUUCGCGUUUAACACAUUCAAUCAAAAUUCAAAGGAUUUCAUAAACCCUAAACCAAAAACCCUACUCACCAUUGAUUCCUAAAUACUUUCAACCCAAUAGAGGUCCCUCUUUGGCGUGCCUAAGAUGAAGGAAUCAACUCAGGCUAAUCAAUCCAGCAAAGCUUUAUUGGAUUUGGAAUCUAAAGUUGGUAACGAUUCUGCAUCUUCUUCUUCCAUUGAAUCUAAGCUUCUGUGUUGCAAAAGAGACGAUUUUUUGAAGCCCCGCAAACCCAAAUCUGAUAAAAUCGGAAUCCCUGAUCAGAAACCCAAUAUAUCUGCGGUUCCGGAAAGUGAUGUUCUGGGUAGAGUGAAGAAUUUUCUUGGGGUUUUUGCAGAAGCGAAUAAGAAGCUGCAGGUUGAUGAUGAUGAGGAGAGGGAGAAAUAUGAUAUUGAGACGCUUACUGGGAAUGAGACUGAAUUAAUUGAGAUGGAUUUGAUGUUGGGUGUUGCUGAUCUUCAUACCCCUGAAGCCGUUGCAGCUGCAGAAUCAGCCAUGGCUGGUUAUCAGCCCCCUGCUUCUUGGGUUGCGGAUGAUAGCAGUGAUGAUGAAGAUGAUGAUGAUACUGAUGAUGAAAAUGUUGGUAACGGUGAUAAUGACGAAGAGACGUCGAAAUCGAACGGCGUUGCAGAAGGUUGUUCUAAUGAAGCGGUGGAGAAACAAAAGCCAAUGAAGAAGAAACAGAAGAUUGUUGAGCUCUAGUGAGCCAUUUCUGUUGUGACAUUUUUAUGUUAUAGUGAUUCCCAAACGGGAUUAGGUUUGAAUGUUACUCCCUCCGUCCGGAGGUAGUAUUAAGUAGUUGUAUGGAAUUGGUCCUAGAGAAGGACUUAUGUAACGUUUUUGAAGUGAAAAGCUUACUGCCAGAAUUGAUGUGUUUGUUUGUGAUUGCCAAUGUUUGAAGUUCCAAUGUCUGUAUAACUCAUAACUGAAGCUACAGUUGGUUUCAAUCUUAAGUUGAUUUCUGAACCAAGUGUUCGAAUCAAACCAUCUACCAAUGGAUAUACAGUUGGCUAUAAUCUUAAGCUGAUUUCUGAAUUUAGUGUUAGAAUCAAACCAUCUGAAAAUGGAUUUUCUGUAUUUAAG